AUGAUGCUAAAAUCUGGCAUAACAAAGAAAGCACGCGCAUACAAAAAGGAAACAGUGUCUCUGAAAAGAGCGCCUCCAUGUAAAGCUCGCACAAGCAGCGCUGUAUGGAUGGGGGCUUGGGCGGCUUCAAUAUGCAUGGUGUAUGCUCUUGGCGCAAAAGGCUCUGGUGAGAGCUGUUCUGCAGGCAGUGCAACGCCCUACGCAGCAGAAUUCUGUGAAAGCACACAGCCUGGCGUUUAUGAAAGCGCGCGCCCAGGAGAAGCUGCCAAAGCACCGAGUGCAGACUGGCAGAAGAAGGCGCUUCCUGUGUUGUCCUGCGAGUUUUUAGACGAGUUCUUUGCUCCAAUGAAAGUGUUAGACUGCACGCUUGAGGCUGUUGACGCGCCGAUUGGCCCCGAUCUUGAGAAAUACCUUGAUGUUUUAGUAGAAAAAAGAAAAGGCCCAUGCAGGCGCCCUGCUAAGGAGGCGCUGCCAGAGGAAUAUUCUGAGAAGCGUGCAAAAUGGCAGAACAACGCACAGACAAAUGAGCAGAUCGGCGAAGCGCAGACUAUGGCUUUCUUAUGCAAUAAGAUAGAAGAAGGAUGUAUUGUCCAGGCCGAGCAAGAUGCGCAAGCCUGGAGCACCGCAGCAAAUUCCUGUGCGCAGGAAGCGGGCCCAUCGAGCUCGAGUGCGUGUUCAAGCGCUAAAGCCGCCUCCGCUGUGGACGACUGGUUCAGCCACGCUGCGUUCUACAUAGAGACCCCGAUGGAGCUCCAGGCAGAUGCGCUGGGCGGAGGCAGAGAAUUCCAGAACAGCAGCUCGAGCGCCUGCAGGGCCAACCGCCCCUUGAGUUUUUACACGCAUCCAAGCAACCUCUUGUUUCUUAAGUCGCCCAAGAGGGAGCCCGGCAUAAAACCAAAUGAAAUCGUUUUUCUGCGGAAUUUAGAGCAAAAGAUUAAAAGCUCAGCGCCCGAAAGCGUAUGGAGUGUGGUGGAUGCAUGCUUAGAGUAUUCAGGGCAGAGCCUGCGCGCGCUUUUUCUUUUCAGGGCUUUUCAUGAGCUCUCGCCUGCUCUGGAAAACAUCCGAGGAUACUACCCGGGGUUUUAUGAAGACGCGAAGCAAUACAUGAAGAAAACCAAAAACAAAGAGCUUUCAGCGAUGCAUGGCGGCGUCUGUGGCGAUUUCUACGGGUUUGGAAUCAGCCUGGGCGACAUCUUUGCCCAAAGCGCCGUGCACACAGAAGACAUAGAAGACCUCAAGCUGGCUGUGCAAGCCUCUGCAGGCCGUUCUUUUCAGGGAUACUGCUCGGUUCUUGGGAUACCUGAGGUGCUGGACGACUUUUCCCACGUUGACGAAAAGACUUUCAUGGAAACGCUGAAGUGCAUCCGCGUGCACCAGAAAGCAAAAAAUAAGAAAGUGCUUAUAAAAACCGCCGUAAAGAUACUGAAGUACAUACGUGCGCAAGCGAACGAGUGUCUGGCCAUGCAAAGCUGCAAAAGGGCCUGCAUCGGCAUUUGGCACGCGUCUGAAAUAGAAACGGCGCAGAAAAAUGACCUUGCGUUUGCAGAGAGCAUGUACGAGGAGGCCUACAGCGCGCUUUUGCUUUUCUACAAAUACUGCCCAUGGCAAUACAAGGACAGCAGAAGAGGUGUGGGCAGAGUGGCCAAUCGGAGGUUUCUGGGCAAGAGUGCGGUGAGGCCCCAGAAGUAUGUUUCGAUGCGCGUCUCUUUCUGUGCCUCUGCCGGCCAGAUUACGCCACUAUUGACUGCGUGUGCCCCCAUUGAUCGCCACUAUGUGGCCAUAGAAGACCCAAAAACGCACCAGCACCUCCACUUUGUGAACAAUCACCUCCAGGCGUACACCACUGUGUGCACUCCUGUGUACAUGGCUGGCGGCGUCGACGCGUGCAUGCAUUCUAUCGGCGAUUCUAUUUUGCACCUUGAGUCCCUGGGCCUGGGCAAGAAAGACACAAUAUAUCCGCUGAUAUUCGAAAAAGGAAAGCGCGUGUGGCGCAUGGCAAAGGCCAGUGAUAUGCAGAAAACAGCGCAGCAACUUUUUGAAACGGGGCACGUUGUGGUGUUUUACAAUAUUCCGGAAAAGCUGAAGGACAACUACUUUACCCUUGCAACGUUUGAAGGCCAGGAGGAGCAUGCCGACGACUUAAGCCUGCCGCUGUUUCUGUCGCCCUUCCUUCGGAGCGCGCUGCUUUUGUCUCCGUACACCGAGAAGGACCGCGUGCCCCAUCGUGUAGUCUCCGUAGACAGCCUGCGCGCAGGCGGCGUGGAGCCGUGUGUGUACACGUACAGUGAAGCCUGUGUCCGGGAGGGGUUUGCGCAAAGCACGGACGGGCAAAAGUGGGCAAAGAGCAUGUACAGCGGCUUGCGCGUAGGCAUGCCGAAAUGCAAUCUCAAGUGCCGGGUGAUGUGCACUGAAUUAGAUAUAUUGGGCGCGGGCCGCGGCAGACUGCUCUGGAGCAGCAAAAGCCAGGAGUCUAUGGAGGGGUACUCACACUAUGCCCUCAAAGGCACGGAUAGCACCCUCGACGCGGUGGAAAACCACAACAGAAUUGUAGAGCGCAUUAAGGAAAUACAGGCGCACUAUGCCUGUAGGAGCGAGGGCGUGGUUGGGUCUGUGUUCUGCCGCGGCGCGCAGCAGAAGAUGGGCCACAUAGCAAAGGAGAAGGCCGCCGAAUACCGCUUAGAGUCUAACAAGGACAAGCUGUAUCUCCCUGGAGAGUGCUACAUGGCCAUUCGGCGCAUAGGGCGGUUCAAGCCGGAGCUGAGUAUACACAACUACCUGCUAUGGUUUCUUUUCAGAAAGCCAGAUGAGUCGCUUGCGCCUUAG
Nematocida major is the source of this 2823-nucleotide messenger RNA. RefSeq lists its product as uncharacterized. NCBI's taxonomy places the organism in Eukaryota, Fungi, Microsporidia. The record is from RefSeq and is a predicted model, not a curated record. Bases 1 to 2823 code for a protein of 940 amino acids. The transcript has a single exon.